AUGUCUGAAGACAAGACUACUACCACCACUUCUACAACCUCGAGACAACGGCCCGGGUCAGCAUGUGAAGAGUGUCGACGGAGGAAGUUGAGGUGCGAUAGACAGCCACAAUGUGGUAACUGUGUCGAAGCCGGAGUUGUGUGUACGACGACCACUGUUAGGCCUGCCAGAGGACCGAAGAAGGGCCAUCUUAAAGCCUUAAAAGGCCGAAUAGCAACACUUGAACGAUGUAUUAUGGAGCAACAAGGUGGUAUCUCAUUGCCACUUAGCGAUGGGUCAUUAUCACCAGAAAAUACACAACCAUGUAGUCCGGACGGAGACAAUACGGACAAAUCACUUGAGAGACGAACGUCACUUGCAUCUAUUUCGUCGUCAAUUCAAGUACCAUAUGUUAUUCCAGAGCUUGUCAAAGCCGAUUUGGAUCAAUUAUAUUUCGAAAGGGUCCAUCCACUUAUUCCUGUGCUACAAAGAACUCGGUAUUUCACGUGGGCCAAAGGCCCAUCAAAAUCAGAUUCACGAAUCGCUUUACAAUACGCCAUGUGGACACUGGCGGCUUCCUUGUCAACCCACUGCCAGAGCAUCCGCGACUCUCUAUAUGCUCACACCAAAAGGAUGCUCGAGAUCAUUGAGUCAAAGGAUAAUGAAAUGGACUUCUUUGAUAUAGAACAAGCCCAAGCGUGGCUAUUACUAGCAAUAUAUCAGUUUAUGCGAAGUACUUAUCGAAAAGGAUGGCUGAGCGCUGGACGCUUGUUCCGACUCAUUCAAAUGAUGCGCCUGUAUGAGAUUGAUAGUCCAAAUGAGUUGGCCACUCAACUGAUUGAACCAGACUGGGUAGAAGUGGAGGAGAAAAGACGAACCUUCUGGAUGGCAUACACACUGGAUAGAUUUGCGAAUAUUCGCAAAGGGUGGCCUAUCACAUUAACAGAGCACGUUUUGACUCGUCUUCCCAUGCCGGAGGCUGAGUUCCAGAGCGGACAGCCCAUCAACGUAGGGUUUCUUUCAGAUUCACUUGCGGGUAACGACUUUAUCACUACACCGCAAUCAUCUUUUUCAGAAUGCAUUAUUCUUGCUACUAUAUGCGGUCGCAGUUUAUCUCAUCGACAUCUUUCUAUGGUAGAUGGUGUGUAUGGAAGCAACCCGCAAGAGUUCUGGGGUCGACAUGAGUGGAUUGACUCUGCUCUUGCGACAAGAAUUUCCAUGCUAUCCUUGACGUACCCGUUUCAGUCUGAGCAGAUGGAUCCAAUGCUUUUGUUCACCAAGAUGAUCGCGCAAACAACAAUAUUAUGUCUUCACAAGAUAAUAGAGUCUGCAUCAUGGGACUCUCCUGAAUACAACAGUCUUAUUCUGGAAUACGAGCAGCGAUCCCGAAUGGCAGCAAAAGAAACUGUCGAGUUGGCCAAGGAGCUAACACAUUUGAGUUACUUCAAGGUCCACCCCUUCACACCAAUCCCACUCUGCAUUUGCGCCGAAUUUCUCAACUCAAGGGAUCGAGACAUCGAUCCAUCCGUCAACGCACAACUACAGGAGGUACUUAAUGCACUCCAAUACUUGAAAAAUGUCAACACACUCGCAAGCGAGAACCCCACGCUCCCUUUCUGGAUUGAUUUGAAUAUGGAUAACUUUGCUGUUGAUGCUGCUGUGAAAGUUUAG
Talaromyces marneffei is the source of this 1650-nucleotide messenger RNA. RefSeq lists its product as uncharacterized. Gene Ontology annotation, cellular component: nucleus. The coding region runs from base 1 to 1650 and encodes 549 amino acids. Gene Ontology annotation, biological process: DNA-templated transcription; regulation of DNA-templated transcription. The record is from RefSeq and is a predicted model, not a curated record. Lineage: Eukaryota; Fungi; Ascomycota; Eurotiomycetes; Eurotiales; Trichocomaceae. Gene Ontology annotation, molecular function: DNA-binding transcription factor activity, RNA polymerase II-specific; DNA binding; zinc ion binding. The transcript is spliced from 4 exons.